This is a messenger RNA of Plasmodium malariae, 1860 nucleotides long. It is a transcript of the gene ROM4, whose product is annotated as rhomboid protease ROM4, putative. The record is from RefSeq and is a predicted model, not a curated record. Bases 1 to 1860 code for a protein of 619 amino acids. Gene Ontology annotation, biological process: proteolysis. NCBI's taxonomy places the organism in Eukaryota, Apicomplexa, Aconoidasida, Haemosporida, Plasmodiidae. Gene Ontology annotation, cellular component: membrane. Gene Ontology annotation, molecular function: serine-type endopeptidase activity. The transcript has a single exon.
AUGGAAAUAAACAAAGUAGCUAAUCUCAAAGAGGAAGAAAAGAACAAGAAUAAAAAAAGCAUAUUUGGUAAAGUGGUAGAUCCACAAAGACGAAAUCGUGGUAAUAUCACUACCACAUAUGAAAAAAAAAAAAUAGAUGGGUCGAAAAUUAAUAUUCUCGAUGAGUAUAAAAUGAAUAAAGGAACAGGACCAUUUGGCAAAGCGGCAGUGGAGGAUAGUGCUAAUUCAUCUGAUAGGGGGAGUGAUAUUAGUGAUAUUAUGAACAGGAAUAAAAAAAAUUGGAAAGGGGGUAAAAACUCGAUAGGAGGGUCAAAGAGGAUAAGCGGGUCAAACGACAUAAUGCGACAAAAUACAAAAGAAGGAAUAACCCCUAAGGAUGGAAAAAUAAAUAGAGACGAAAAAGAAGACAUAAAAAUUAUAGUAACGAGCGAUGAUACUUUACAUACACUACCGGCAGGUGCCGUUGGAAGACGAGCCCCUUUGAACCCUUUUUCAUCACCUAUGCUUGGAAAAUACAGAAGGAAAAAUAAAAAUGGCAAAGUGAAAGUAAAAGACCCACGGUUAAAUAAUAAUCCACUUGUAGGUAGAUUAAUUGUGUGUAUAUCUACAACAGCAAUUUUAUUUUGGGUAUUUUUUUCUGAAUUGAUAUUUAAUUAUAAUACUUUUAAUGGUAGGUGUAUAUCAAAGGUGUUAUAUCCUAUAUAUACUGAACCAGUAGCUGAUAAGAGAGAACCAUUUUUUGUAUUUUUAGGAUAUGGUGCAUGUGAAUAUAAUUUAGAUGAAUCUGCAUCGGAUAGACAUUUUGUUGGUGUAAAUACAGCUGACAAAGGAUGGCCAACAAAUAAAGUAGAAGAAAAUUCAGAUGGUUCAGGAACAUCUAGCUGGGAUUCAGUAAACAGUCGUGUAUAUAAUUUGUUAGGAGGGUUAAAUACUAAUUAUAUAAGGAAUUAUGGAGAAAUAUAUAGGUUAUUUUGGUCAGUAUAUUUACAUGGAGGAUACAUGCAUAUAAUAUUUAAUGUCAUAUGUCAAAUACAAAUAUUAUGGAUGAUUGAACCAGAUUGGGGUUUUAUUAGGACAAUGUUACUAUUUUUUAUUUCUGGUAUUACUGGUAAUUUAUUAUCAGCUGUUUGUGAUCCUUGUGGUGUAACGAUUGGUUCUUCAGGGUCUUUAUAUGGUUUAAUAGGAGCUUUAUUUACAUACUAUAUAGAAUAUUGGAAAACUAUUCCUAGACCUUGUUGUGUAUUAAUUUUUAUGAUUCUUGUUAUUAUAUUUGGAAUAUUUAUUGGUAUGUUUGGGUAUACUGAUAAUUAUGCACAUAUGGGUGGUUGUCUAGGAGGUAUCCUCUACGGAUUUGCUACCAUAACAACUGUGUCAGCUGCUGAUAAGUGUACAUUAGGAGAACGAAUGUUGACCUCCCCCCCUUUUUCUUGGUUCUUUUCAGAAGAAACGAAACAGUUAAUUAAUGCUAAAGCAAAAGAAAAAAAAAUUAAAGGAGAAAAUUAUCGAAAAAAACAAAUUGCUAAUAAAGUACACAAAGAUGAUGCUCUUCAUGUUGUUAUGUCUAUUAUGAAAAAUAGGAUUAAUGAUGAAGGAAGACCACCAUGUAAAAUGAAAUUAAGAGAAUGGAUUGUACGAAUUACUGCUGCAUCGUCCUUAAUUAUUAUGUGGAUCAUUUUGUUUAUUUAUUUAUUAAAUGAAAAUGCCUACAAAUCCUAUAAACCCAUGGGUCAAAUAAAAUUCUCAGGCGUCCACUCAUGCUACUGUUGUGAGAUAGCACCUCAAAAAUUUCCUUACAUUAAUGUCAAAAAUUUUUUCUGGUGUUUCAAUAACGAGGAAGCCACAAAGUAUUACUGCAGUUAG